AGCCGCGCAUGCGCGGAGCCGGCGGGUUGGGUAGUUGUCGGCCGGGAAAUGGCGGCCGCGGGCUUGGUCGCUGUGUCCACAGCUGCAGAACAUUCUGGCCCGGUAGCGUCGGGAGGCAACCUCUCUGGUGUUAACUGCGGCCCAAGCGCCGGGACAGGUCCCGGUCCUGGCCCGGGCUCGUGGAGCCGUUCCCUCGAUCGAGCGCUGGAGGAGGCGGCAAUAACCGGGGUGCUGAUCCUGAGCGGCCGGAAACUGAGGGAGUUUCCCCGGGGAGCGGCCAACCACGACCUGACGGACACCACCCGGGCGGAUCUGUCACGAAAUCGCCUCUCAGAAAUUCCCAUAGAAACAUGUCAUUUUGUUUCUCUUGAGAAUCUCAACUUAUACCAAAAUUGUAUUCGGUAUAUACCAGAGGCAAUUCUAAACCUACAAGCUCUAACAUUCUUAAAUAUUAGUCGGAACCAACUGUCAACACUGCCAGUACAUUUGUGUAAUUUGCCAUUGAAAGUCUUAAUUGCUAGUAAUAACAAAUUGGUCUCACUUCCAGAAGAAAUUGGACAUCUCAGACAUUUAACAGAACUUGACGUGAGCUGCAAUGAAAUUCAAACAAUACCUUCUCAAAUUGGUAAUUUGGAGGCCUUGAGAGACCUUAACCUCAGAAGAAAUCACUUAGUGCGUUUGCCAGAAGAGCUGGCAGAAUUGCCUUUGAUACGGUUAGACUUCUCCUGCAAUAAAAUUACAACAAUCCCUGUUUGUUAUCGGAACCUCAAGCACCUACAGAUGAUUGCCCUAGAUAACAAUCCAUUACAGUCUCCUCCUGCACAGAUAUGCAUAAAAGGCAAAAUUCACAUAUUUAAGUACCUGAACAUACAAGCUUGUAAGAUUGCUCCAGAUCUGCCAGAUUAUGAUAGGAGACCCUUGGGUUUUGGCUCCUGCCACGAAGAACUAUACUCAGGUCGCCCUUAUGGAGCCCUUGAUUCAGGUUUCAAUAGUGUUGACAGUGGUGAUAAGAGAUGGUCGGGGAAUGAACCUACAGAUGAAUUUUCAGAUCUGCCUCUUCGAGUAGCAGAAAUUACUAAAGAACAAAGACUACGAAGAGAAAACCAGUACCAAGAGAAUCGCAACAGUGUAGUAGUAGCAAAUGGAGUGGAACACGAUCUGGAUCAGAUUGACUACAUUGACAGCUGUACUGCAGAGGAAGAAGAGGAUGAGGUGAGGCAACCCAAGGGCCUGGACUCAGACAGCCUCAGUUCACAGUUUAUGGCAUACAUUGAACAACGGCGAAUCUCUCAUGAGAGUUCACCAAUAAAACCAGUACCCACGAGGGAGUUUCAAAAAACAGAAGACAUAAAAAGAUAUUCACAUCAAAACAGGGGAUUGGUCCCAGGACCACUUCGGAUUCCAAAAUGUGCAAGUCUGAGUUUGCUCUCCAUAUCCCCGGGUUCCACAUUGGGAGAUUCAACCAAUCAUGGAUUUAAAAUGUUGGUUGAGCCUGGCCAUUGUGGCUCAGUGGUUGAACGUCGACCCAUGAACCAAGAGGUCACCAGUUCGAUUCCUGGUCAGGACACAUGCCUGGGUUGCAGGCUUGAUCCCCGGGUUCCAGUUGGGCCAUCUACUUCACUGUCACCAAGUCACAAUCAGCUAUCACAUACAGACUUAGAACUUCCUCAGAGAAGAGAACAGUUAGUAGAGCGCACUAGGAGAGAGGCACAGCUUGCUGCCCUACAGUAUGAGGAGGAGAAAAUAAGGACCAAGCAGAUUCAGAGAGAUGCUGUCCUGGACUUUGUCAAACAGAAAACAUCACACAGUCCACAAAAACAGCAACACCCCUUAGAUGGUGAGAAAGUUUAUAGGCAAGUAAGAUCAUAUUUGAAGUUGUUUAACCUCUUUGGAAGAAAAUCAUUACUCAAAAUCAACUUACUAGCUCUUAUGUGUCCCUUCCCAUCCAGAAGGUCUCAACAUACUGAUGAUAGUGCCUUGUUAGUGUUGCUGUCAGGGUUGAAGCAAGUGGGCUGUGCUGGUACCCUGCCUCACUCUUCUGCCUUCACACCUCUUAAGAAUGAUGACAGACCUAAUGCUGUAUCAAGUUCACCUACAACAGAAACAGUUCAUCAUUCUCCUGCCUAUUCUUUUCCUGCUGCUACCCAGAGAAACCAGCCCCAGCGCCCUGAAAGCUUCCUUUUCCGAGCAGGUGUCAGGGCAGAAACAAAUAAAGGUCAUGGUUCAACCCUUCUUUCAUCUUCUGAACCUACCACUGAUUCUACAGAUCCCAUAACAAGACAGAAUACAAGGCAGAGAGAAGAAGAAUUGGAAUCAAUAGAUCAGCUACGGAAACAUAUUGAGUACCGUUUGAAAGUAUCUCUGCCUUGUGAUCUUGGAGCAGCUCUAACCGAUGGUGUUGUUCUUUGCCAUUUGGCCAAUCAUGUGUGGCCUCGAUCUGUCCCAAGUAUUCACGUUCCCUCACCAGCUGUACCUAAAUUGUCAAUAGCAAAAUGCAGGCGAAAUGUGGAGAAUUUCCUAGAAGCUUGCAGAAAAAUUGGUGUGCCUCAGGAGCAAUUAUGUUUGCCUCUCCACAUUUUAGAAGAGAAAGGUUUGAGCCAGGUUGCAGUGACGGUCCAGGCUCUCCUGGCACUGGCCCCACCCAAGCAGCCGCAGCACCAGUUAUCUGCUGUUUAAGGACUCCCAGCACUCCGGGUAUUGCCUGGCCAAAACGGAACAGGACAACACCAUCACGCUGCCAGCCGUCUGCUUAAACAGAGCUCUAACAUGUUCUUAAAAGGGACUGUUUCCAUGAUUCCUAACAGGAAUAUUUUGCUUCAUUUCUCCAUUUUAGGGGAGGUUAUAUCCAUUUCCAUUGAAUUGUUUUUGAAGACCCGGUUGGUUUUCACAAAUGAAACGUAAUCCUGUCAUUGCUGAGAACCAACACUGACGCCUAACUUGGCUGUGCUUUCCUGGAGUGAAGGGUUUCCCUGCACACCAGAGAGCUGCUCAGAGGAUAGUUCGCUCUCCUGAAGGCACAGACAGGCUGUUACCUUACCUGUUCCCAAGACGUCUAGCGCACUGGUUUCUAAACUUGGUUGUUCAGUAGAGUCUCCUGGAGCAUUUGUUAACAUACAGGUCCUAUUCAGUAGCAGGGGUCCUCAAACUACGGCCCGCGGGCCACAUGCGGCCCGCCGAAAACAUUUAUCCGGCCCGCCAGGUGUUUUUGCCGCCGCUGCCUGUUGCUUAGCAGCCGAUUAGUUUUUUUUUUAAACUAUAGUCCGGCCCUCAAACGGUCUGAGGGACAGUGAACUGGCCCCCUGUUUAAAAAUUUUGAGGACCCCUGCUAGAGUCUAGUACGGCCUGGGUAUUUGCAUUUUCAACAAACAUUCCAGGUAUUUCAUGUAAUAGAGACAACCGUUCCAAGCUAGAUAUUUGUCUGAUUGGGGGAAGUAAUGACUCCACUGUUUUUCAGCCACAUUUAAAAUCAAAAGCUAUAUGAUGACUACUUGGACUUUUUGUCCAAGGCAAAACAAAAAUAUGUAGAAGGCCUAGAUUUUGUGUAGUAAAACAGUGGGACAAAGUUGUAUUUAAGGCCAGUGUCCUAGGCCCUGGACUGUUCCAAAUCCUCAGGCCAGUAACCUGCGCUGCUCAGCAUUUGCUUGGACUUCCUUGAGCCCCCCUCCCUCUUCAGCCCCCAUGCUGCGCCCAGAAUACCUGGCCUGCCAACACCUGCCAGUCACAGCAGUACUUCCAGCUCCCCGACUAAUGGAAGACCAUGAAAACAAAGCAGAAGGAAUAAGGGAACAGCCCAGAGCCUUCUCUUUCUUUCAGGCAACUGUCAGUUCCAGUGGCUGAACUAAGCGCUUGCGGCAUCUUAAAAACAGCUGGCUGCCUUUUCACCACUCGUGCCUGUUCCCCAAUUGUGUGGAUAGAAGGGCCCAGGUCUCUGCAGCACAAAGCCAGGGGCCUCGAUCUCAGCCUCUGGGGGGAGUUUAACCCUCGUGAGUCUGUCUUCCUCUAUAUUUUGAACCCUUUUUAGUUGUCGGUGGUAUGUUUUGGUCACUGUCUUUAUAAACCAAGUAAAUAGCGUAAGUGAAAAUACUAAUUAUCUAGGUUUUUUUUUCUGUUGUUGACUGUUCUGGGUUUUCUUUACCAAUGCAUGCAUUUGAGCAUAAUGUUCUCACUCUUUUUAUCAUGUAAACGCAGCAUAUAAAAGUAACUUUGGAUAAAAUAAUGUUUAGUAUCUGAUAAAUCAGUGUUUUCUACUGUUCUCAUAAGGAAACAAGUUCAUCAGAACAUUACCACUUGUCCUAGUUUAAAAUUAUAUAACACAGAACAUCUGCACUCAAAGCCCAAUGCUUAGGGUCCUCACAGAACAAAAGUAAAAUGCCUCUUAAGUGCUUAGAGCCAGACCCAUUAACAGUUCCAAACACACCCACCAAUCAUGUGACUUGUUUAGAAUUUAGUUACAUGUAUUUUUAAACUAUAGGUAUUUUUCCUUCUAGUCCACGUUAAACCUCAGUACUACUUCCAAACUAUAGUGAGCCAUUUGAAUGAAACUCAGCAAAGGACAGGACUCUCUGUCACAUAUUAUGCAAGGAAUAAUCCCAGAAGACAUAACCUAAUGCAACAUUCGGAACAUUUGCAACUAAUUUUCCCAGAGGAAUAAAUGGAAAUUUUAAUUUAUUUCAAAUUUUACACAUAGCAUGAAACCUGUUAAUGUAUUUUUAUCAAAUCUUACAUUUGAAUUGCUAGAAAAAAAUUGUACAGUUUUGGUUGAUAAUGAAAGGAAAAUAUCAAAUGUAUUGAAUUUCUUUUCUGUGUCAAGAUGAAAAAACAAAUCAUGAUUUUUUGUUGUUGAAAUUUGUAUUCAGUAUUUUAUUUGUACCUUUGGGUUUGUUUUUGCUUUUUAUUUUAAGCCUUAUUGAGGUAAAAUUUAUAUGUCACAAAAUUGUUGCUUUAUAGUAAUGUGCAAUUUUUUAAGUUGUCCCUUUGUUUUUUUUAACUGAAAAAUACGGUUUAACAUUUAGCCUUGCCAGAUACUAAUGAAGAUGACUUUGUAGCAGUCCCACCUAACCAUUUAUUUAUGAGCUUCCUAUUGAAGCAGCACCUUCCCAGUGCUGAAGUGUGAAGGACGAGAAGGCUGUGCCCACCCGCCUGGGCCCUGCCGACUACAGAGGUUUGUAAGUCAGCGGGCUUCUGGACUUUCAAACUCAUAAAUGCUCGGCACUCAAAACCAUUUUUCUCUGGAAACAACUCGGAGGAGGAGGAGGCUUACUAGCAGGUCACUUUUCUUAGAAAAAUACAGUCUUACAGCCAAUCAAGGAAUCUGAUUCCUCUUACUUGCUAUAGCUCAGCAGUGACGAACGAUGUGCCUAUGCUGAUGAGUGUGAUGAAUUUUUAAAAACUAAGCACUUAAAUGGUUAUAGAAAUGAAGGAAAACAUGGAUAUUUUGAAGGUUUUUUGUAUACAUAUUGCAGUGAGAUGGUUUACAGCAGAUUUUAUUUCUGAAAAUGUUGUAAACAUGUAAUUAGUAAAAGAAUUUGUGAAAUGUUGUCCUAUAUUUGUAUGUCUGUAAAUAUGAUGCGUAAGUUCUAACUAUAAAUAUGUCAAUAUCAUGUAUGUUAUUUUAAAUUGCCUGUAUGCCACCUUACACUUCCACAUUAAAAUAAAAACCAACACUUCAAUAGCA
Messenger RNA from Myotis daubentonii (Daubenton's bat), 5674 nucleotides. RefSeq names its product leucine rich repeats and calponin homology domain containing 3 (gene LRCH3). Gene Ontology annotation, cellular component: cytoplasm. Gene Ontology annotation, molecular function: protein binding. The transcript has 23 exons. Bases 49 to 2676 code for a protein of 875 amino acids. The record is from RefSeq and is a predicted model, not a curated record. Lineage: Eukaryota; Metazoa; Chordata; Mammalia; Chiroptera; Vespertilionidae.